CCGGGCGGGAAUCGCUUCCGGGUGGCGCCGAGGCCUGCGCGGCGGAGCGGAGCGGAGCGGGGCGGUGCAGCGAGGUGAGGCGAGAAUUUGGUGGUCUUGAGAACAUUAGUGAAGAAAGGUGCUUACACUAUGGCUGCUGAAUUGGAUUUCUCUCCACCUGAAAUCCCAGAGCCCACGUUCAUGGAGAACGUGCUACGCUACGGACUCUUCUUUGGAGCCAUUUUCCAGCUUAUCUGUGUGUUAGCCAUAAUCCUGCCAGUUUCGAAGUCCCAUAAGACAGACUCGGACAGUUUUGAGGCUAAGAAUUCAGAGACGGUGAAGAAGCCAAAGGCAGCUGCUCCACAGAUGAGCAAGAAACCCAAGAAGGAGACCAAAAAGAAACGAUAAAGGCCCUAACAGAUGAGCCUAAAAAGACACAAUAUCACCUGUAACUCCAAGGAAGCUUGAUUGACAUCACAGGCAACUAACUAUAUUAAAUGGGUUUCUGGCACUGCGAUUCUUUACCUGUCAGGGGACAAGGGAGAGGAGCUUAAGAGUGGAUAGGGAGGGCUUCUGCGCAGAUUUCUUACAAGCAAAGAGGACUUCCUCUAUCCAGGACUUCAGUCGACAUGAUUAAUGUUUCAGUCAUCAUCAAAGUGACUUAUCGCAUGUCUGAUGGGUAGAAAGGCUUGUGGUCCUCUCUCUUCCAUGCUGGCCAGGGUUGUAUUAAAGUCCCUGUGGAAGGUGGAAUGUGGGUUUGCUAUUGCUAUUGUAUUUUUGAAGGCAGAGGGAUCAAAUGGAUCAAGGAUACCACACUACACAGCUUUGUAUUCAUCUGUAUUGUCGUCUUGUCUGAAAUAUAUAGCUGCAUUUUAUGGCUUAA
Molecule: messenger RNA, 862 nt
Organism: Rhea pennata
Lineage: Eukaryota; Metazoa; Chordata; Aves; Rheiformes; Rheidae
Gene: MANBAL
Product: mannosidase beta like
Exons: 3
Coding region: 130-387 (85 amino acids)
Cellular component (GO): membrane
Source: RefSeq, a predicted model, not a curated record